CUCCCGAGCCCCGUGCCUUCCCAUCCUUUGUGUAAUUGAGGAAGGCAAAGAGUAGUCUCUGCCGAAACCUGUUUGGAGGCGUUGUGGUUUCCACAGCAUGUUAGAUGGCACAGAAUCUCAGCCACUACUCUGCAUUUAGUUUGACAACAAUGAAACACUCUGGUGUUUUGAAAGCAAAGGAAGCUUGAAUGAAUGUGUCCAGGCAGACGAGAGAAGGGAACUCUCAUGCAUAAAUUAAUUCUUACGAAAACCCCAAAAGUAAGUAGUGUUUUCAGUUUGCAGGUGGAGAAAAUUACAUUGCGAUAUUAAAUACGUUUUCCAAGGUGACUCCCCCAGUUAAGUAAUAGUGGGCAGUAGGGGUCUGGAAGCUAGGACUAUGAGUCUAGUGUCCUUUAGGUACAUUGCAUGGGAUACAUAGUCAAGAACAGGUGCCAGAGAGUGACAUGGGCCUGCAAGGAUAAGGUCAGGAAAGCCAGAGGCCACUGUGAGCUGGGGUACCCACAAGGAGUUUUGUUCUUAUGAGGAAGACCAUCCAGUGUUUAUGGAAGAAUAGAUGAUAUUAACAGGUGAUAGGAAAAGGAAGAGUUUCUUCCAGUCUGUAGCUUUCUUUUCAAAAUGGAAAGGCCAGCCUAAACCCUUUAAAGAGGGUCUCGAAGCCCGAAACUGGACCGGAUGUUCAAAGCCCGAAUGGCAGACGUCCUAGAGUAGUGAAAGCAAUUAUAAUCAUCUUUGUGCAGGUAUGAGAGAUGAGAACGGACCCAGGAGAAUUUUCAAGAGGGAAACAUUGAAUCCUCAAAAGAGGGAAACAUUGAAUCCUGGCAAGGUUCUAGAACAAAUUCUUUAAGAUAGCUCAAAACUACCUAGGGAAGCAUUUACAAAGACUUAUGCCAAACCAACUCCCUUCCCUUUUCUAGCAAUCUCCUGGGCUAUAGAUCAGGGUAUGCUGUAUCCAUUGUCUUCAAAUGGAUCAGUUUAGUGAAUUGCAAACAGCAGUUUUUAAAACAUGAAAACCAAAAGAAAGAAAGAUAUCAGAGUGCAUUGCAUGAGCAAGGGGAAGUACUGUUUUUGGAAGCACCGCUGGUGAUGCACAUGUCCUGUUCUGCGUUGCUGAUCCUGCUGCCUCUGCGUUGAAGAUGUCUGCCCAGAGGUUAAUUUCUAACAGAACUUCCCAGCAAUCGGCAUCUAAUUCUGAUUACACCUGGGAAUAUGAAUAUUAUGAGAUUGGACCAGUUUCCUUUGAAGGACUAAAGGCUCAUAAAUAUUCCAUUGUGAUUGGAUUUUGGGUUGGUCUUGCAGUCUUCGUGAUUUUUAUGUUUUUUGUGCUGACCUUGCUGACCAAGACAGGAGCCCCACACCAAGACAAUGCAGAGUCCUCAGAGAAGAGAUUCAGAAUGAACAGCUUUGUGUCAGACUUUGGAAGACCUCUGGAGCCAGAUAAGGUAUUUUCUCGCCAAGGCAACGAGGAGUCCAGGUCUCUCUUUCACUGCUACAUCAAUGAGGUGGAACGCUUGGACAGAGUCAAAACUUGUCACCAGACCACAGCCCUUGACAGUGAUGUUCAACUCCAGGAAGCCAUCAGAAGCAAUGGGCAGCCAGAGGAGGAGCUGAACAGGCUCAUGAAGUUUGACAUCCCCAACUUUGUGAACACAGACCAGAACUCCUUUGGGGAGGAUGAUCUUCUGAUUUCUGAACCACCUAUUGUUCUGGAAACUAAGCCACUUUCCCAGACCUCACAUAAAGACCUAGAUUGAGAAACAUGCUCUGUAAAGGGUCUUCCUGAAGAUGUGGAUUCUAUCUUUAUGUGGCAAGAAAUCUACACCCACCAAAACUGUGUGUGUUUGGGGGAGAGAGAGGCACAGAGAUAGAGACAGAGAGACAGAGAAGAGACCCCUUUAGAAGAGAGCUGAGCUGAUUAAGCUGAAUGGUUUUUUGUUUUGCUUUGUUUUUGCUUUUUAAUACAUUCGGAGCUUUGGUGGUAUUAAAGUAUUUACAACAAGCUUGUCCAACCCAUGGCAUGUGUCCCAAGACAGCUUUGAAUGUGGCCCAACACAAAUUUUAAACUUUCUUAAAACGUUAUGAGAUUUAAAUUUUUUUUUUUUUUUUUUUUUUGCUAUUUUUUUAAAGCUCAUCAGCUAUCGUUAGUGUUAGUGUAUUUUAUGUGUGGUCCAAGACAACUUUUCUUCCAAUGUGGCCCAGGGAAGCCAAAAGACUGGACACCUCUGAUUUAUACUAGCUCAUCUUCCUUGUUCAAAAAUUUGGCCAAAUAGUUAUUGUCAGCAUUCUUGGGUGAGGAUUAGCCUACCACAUUCUAAUCUGGCCCUGCCACUACCAUGCUCUACCUUUAGCAAGUUGCUUUACCUCUCUGGGCUGCCCCAUUUUUAACUGUAGGUUGACGUGUCUGGAGUGAUCCAUCCCACCUCUAAUAUUUUGUGAAUUUAUGACUUUGCCUUCAGAUGAGGCUAAGCUAUACACAAAACAGUAUAAACUAGGGUACUGCCUCAUACCUCUCGUAGGCUCUCCCAAAUCUCUGUACCUUCCACUCAACCCUUAAUUGAACCAGGCUUUAGUCAGGGGGUCUGAGUAUCUACCAGAAUGUCAGGAGACUCAUCUUGCACAGUCACGGUGACCAGUGUUUCUGGUGGGUUGUGCUGAAACAGCUCUUCUGAGAACUUCCAACCACCCAUGCUCUAACCUGGGGACAGCCAUCCCGUGCCUCAGAAUAAGUACCAAUUCAUAGGUCAUGCAUGGUACUCUUGUCCCCAAGAAAAGUUAGGAAGGUUGUCAGCUGAGUGAGGGGAGGUGCCUUCUGGGUAUCUCUGUGUUGGUGUAUCUGUGCCAUUGACUACAGAACAAGAAAAAUACUAUUUGGCGUGCUAUUACCUUGGCAGAUGUGUGGGUGAUAGUCAUCUGUAUUUGAGUUGAGAUGGUCAGUGGGUUGUAAAUUCCCCACUAGCAGAUAUUCAGGGUGGCCUGAGUUAUGUAAACUUGUGAGCAACACAGAGUUAAUUUAUGGAGGAAUCAAAGCUGCAGACUGGUGUUAAAACAACUUGGUUUUGUGCACACAGUUGCAUGCAUGGCAAGCUGUUAAUCUCUGGGUGGCAUUUUCAUUAUGAAUUUGUUCACCACCUGUCUUGCUUAAGCUAUAAAAUAAAUGCAUUUGACUGCACAGAAA
This is a messenger RNA of Cercocebus atys (sooty mangabey), 3172 nucleotides long. It is a transcript of the gene MRAP2, whose product is annotated as melanocortin 2 receptor accessory protein 2. Gene Ontology annotation, molecular function: type 3 melanocortin receptor binding; type 4 melanocortin receptor binding; type 1 melanocortin receptor binding. Gene Ontology annotation, biological process: protein localization to plasma membrane; regulation of adenylate cyclase-activating G protein-coupled receptor signaling pathway. Gene Ontology annotation, cellular component: plasma membrane; endoplasmic reticulum. The record is from RefSeq and is a predicted model, not a curated record. The transcript is spliced from 4 exons. NCBI's taxonomy places the organism in Eukaryota, Metazoa, Chordata, Mammalia, Primates, Cercopithecidae. The coding region runs from base 1134 to 1751 and encodes 205 amino acids.